Cornus florida is the source of this 1667-nucleotide messenger RNA. RefSeq names its product anthocyanidin 3-O-galactosyltransferase F3GT1-like. Bases 101 to 1471 code for a protein of 456 amino acids. The record is from RefSeq and is a predicted model, not a curated record. NCBI's taxonomy places the organism in Eukaryota, Viridiplantae, Streptophyta, Magnoliopsida, Cornales, Cornaceae. The transcript is spliced from 2 exons. Gene Ontology annotation, molecular function: UDP-glycosyltransferase activity.
CCAAAAUACACUACUUCUCCUGUCUCCUGUCUCCUGUCUCUGCAUUUGCCCUUUUAUCAAAACUUAGAAAUCACAAACAUUUUCAAGCAUCCAAAAGACCAUGUCAACAAUCAACUCUUCACCCAAGAACCAACAUGUCGCCGUACUGGCCUUCCCAUUCUCUACACACGCAGGUCCCCUCCUGGGCCUUGUCCGGAGGUUAGCCGACGCUGCACCGGACGUGACCUUCUCCUUCUUCAGCACAACCAAAUCCAACCAACCAUUGUUUUCGGUGCCAACACCGGAUAACAUUAUAGCCUAUGAUGUGUCCGAUGGCGUGCCUGAGGGCUAUGUGUUUUCGGGAAAGCCACAGGAGGAAAUUGAGUUGUUCCUCAAGGUGGCGCCGGAGAAUUUUAGGAGAGGAGUGGAGGCGGCUGAGGCAGACACCGAAAGGCGGAUCAGCAGCUUGUUGGUGGAUUGUUUUCUGUGGUUUGCGGCGGAGAUGGCAGUGGAGAUGAGGGUCCCGUGGCUGCCACUUUGGACGUCUGGGGCUUGUUCUCUGUCCGUGCAUUUUUACACUGAUCUUAUCAGGCAAACUGUUGGAACUACUGAUGUGGCAGGUCGUGAGAACGAAAUACUUAGCUUCAUUCCAGGAUUUUCUGCAGUACGCCUUGGUGACUUACCUAGUGGAGUCCUCUUUGGAAACUUAGAAUCACCCUUCUCAAUCAUGCUACAUAAAAUGGGACAAGCUCUGAGUCGAGCCACAGCCAUUACCAUAAACUCCUUCGAAGACUUAGACCCUACCCUCAUCAAAGACCUCAAAUCCAAGUUCCCAAAGUUCCUCAAUGUCGGGCCCUUCAACCUAACAUCCCCACCACCAAGGUCGAACACGGAUGAGCAUGGCUGCCUAGCUUGGUUGGACAAGCAGAAGGCCAAGUCCGUGGCAUACAUUGGCUUUGGAACUGUGGCAACACCUUCACCUAAAGAGAUAGUGGCAUUGGCUGAGGCACUUGAAGCAAGUGGUACACCCUUUAUUUGGUCUCUUAGAGACAACAUGACAAGCCAUUUGCCAAAGGGGUUUUUGAAGAGGAAUAGUGAGACCGGUAAAGUUGUGCCAUGGGCACCACAGGUACAAGUCCUGGCUCAUGCUUCUACCGGAGUUUUGAUAACGCACUGUGGAUGGAAUUCGGUUUUGGAGAGCAUUGCAGCCGGCGUGCCUAUGAUUGGGAGGCCAUUCUUUGGUGACCAGCCGCUGAAUAUAUGGAUGGUUGAAAAUGAAUGGCAAAUUGGAUUGAGGGUGGAAGGUGGGAUUUUCACGAAAAGUGGCACAAUGCGCGCUCUAGAAGUGAUUUUUUCGAAUGAAGAAGGGAAGAAAUUGAAGGAGCGAAUCGGAGUAUACAGAGACCUUGCUCUUAAGGCUGUUGGACCAAAUGGGAGCUCAACUGAAAAUUUUAAAACCUUGCUGAAGGUGGUCACAGGUCACAAAUGUUGAUUGGGAAUGCCAUCCCUUGUAAAAACAGGGGAAAUUACUUGUGUUAUGGUCACGAGUGAGUUUCAUUUUGAUUGCUAAAAGUCGAAUAUGAUUUGUACUUGUACUUUCUUAUUGAGUACCUUGUUAGAAAUCGAUUCUUAUAUGGAGAACUCAAAGUUACCAGUCAUAUUUCCUAAUUAAAUAUUUUAAAACAUAA